AUGUCUUUAGGAACGCUUUACGGUAAGCCGGCCACCCGUACCAUUGCCCCAGUUGGUUUGGUCAAGGCUCUGGGUCUUGAUGUCAAGAUCAUUGACACUCCAUAUGAAAACGACGUUGACUUCCCAUUGAAGAAGUACCCAGGUUUCAUCACUUCCAAGAACGUGAAACUUUUCGAGGUUACCGCGAUUGUCUACUACUUGAUCAAGUCUCACGAUGUCAACUCCCCAUUGCUCGGCAAGACCGACCUUGAGUUGGCUGAGAUCCUCAAGUGGAUCUCUUUGGCUAACACCGAGUUCAUGACCGCCUCCUGUGCCUCGUUCUUCCCAAGUGCCGGAAGAGCCCCAUACAACAAGAAGGUCGUGGAUGAAGGUAACGCUACAUUGGCUCUCAUUCUCUCCGUUCUAGAGACCAGACUUUCCGAGUUCACCUACUUGGUCGGCGAGAGAUUGACUAUUGCUGAUAUCAUCUUUGCCAGUUACUUCCUCAGACCAUUGGAGUACAUCUGGGACAAGGCUUUCAUUGCCAAGCACCCAGUCGUCUUCAGAUGGUGGAAGACCGUUGUGGCAACUCCAUUCUUGAACUGGAAGUUUGCCGACAUCAAGUUCCUUGAUGCUCCUGUCGAGCCACCAAAGGCCUCCAAGAAGGCUCCUAAGGCUGACAAGGCAUCUGCUCCUAAGGCUGCCAAGCCUGCUGCUGCUGCUGCUGCUGCCCCAGCUGCUGAGGCUCCAACCGAGCAGAAGAAGGCUCCACACCCAUUGGCCGCUUUGGGUAAGCCAACCAUUGAGCUUGACGAAUGGAAGAGACAUUACUCUAACGACGACACUAGACCUGUUGCUUUGCCAUACUUCUGGAAUGAAUUCUACAACCCAGCUGAGUGGUCUUUGUGGAAGGUUGGUUACAAGUACAACGAUGAGUUGACCUUGACCUUCAUGUCCAACAACCUGGUUGGUGGUUUCUUCGCCAGAUUGUCUGCUUCCACCAAGUUCCUGUUUGGUUGCAUGGUUGUCUACGGUGAGAACAACGCCAACGGAAUUGUCGGUGCUUUCUUGGUCAGAGGUCAAGAGUUUGCUCCAGCCUUUGACGUUGCCCCAGACUGGGAGUCUUACUCCUUCGAGAAGCUCGAUGGCUCCAAGGAGGAAGACAAGGCUUUCAUCAACAACAUGUGGGCCUGGGACGAGCCUGUUGUGGUUGAUGGUGUGAAGAAGGAGAUUGCCGACGGUAAGGUUUUCAAAUAA
This is a messenger RNA of Kuraishia capsulata CBS 1993, 1236 nucleotides long. RefSeq lists its product as uncharacterized. The record is from RefSeq and is a predicted model, not a curated record. The transcript has 2 exons. Lineage: Eukaryota; Fungi; Ascomycota; Pichiomycetes; Pichiales; Pichiaceae. Gene Ontology annotation, molecular function: translation elongation factor activity. Gene Ontology annotation, biological process: translational elongation. Bases 1 to 1236 code for a protein of 411 amino acids. Gene Ontology annotation, cellular component: cytoplasm; nucleus.